Molecule: messenger RNA, 336 nt
Organism: Durusdinium trenchii
Lineage: Eukaryota; Dinophyceae; Suessiales; Symbiodiniaceae
Source: the annotation of a GenBank genome assembly
GCCCCACAGAUGACUUUGAGCCAAGAGGGCUUUGAAGAAGAGCUCGUUGAGCGGAUGCUCCACUCGCACGGAGUGCUCAUUGAAGGCAUCCUGAAAGCGCUUAUGCGUGAGUUGCAUGGCUUCACCUGGUCCGCGAUUCAGGGCAAGGGGGUUCGCGCAGAGGGAGUCCGCUGGCUGACGCGCUUAAUUUUUCAUUGCCUCAUGAGCCCCAUCGUCAAGCAGAUUGAGGAGCGGGUGGUCUGGGCUGACGACCUUGCUGCGCCAUUACUGGCCACUCACAACGCAGAGACUGCUUCUGCGGCGGUCUUUGCGAGUAAAGGCAAGACAGAGGUGGCG